This is a messenger RNA of Leptopilina boulardi, 1187 nucleotides long. RefSeq lists its product as uncharacterized. Lineage: Eukaryota; Metazoa; Arthropoda; Insecta; Hymenoptera; Figitidae. The record is from RefSeq and is a predicted model, not a curated record. The transcript is spliced from 4 exons. Bases 204 to 863 code for a protein of 219 amino acids.
CAAGUCAGUUCUCUGGAUUCCAACCUGCAGAAUAUCAGCCAGAGAACCAGGAGAAUCUGUCAAUAGACCGCAAAAUAAAAAAAAUUAGAAUAUUAAAAAGAUCAUAUUGUGUGAAGAAUACCAAUUAUUAAAGCAUUAUUGUUGUCAUUAUUCAAUUAGUCAAUUGUCAAAUUUAUAGACAAGAAUUAAAAACAUACGAGACAAUGUCUAUUACUGAUCCUCAAAAUUCGGAAAACGUGGAGGAUUCGAAAGGCGAAAUCGAGGAGCAAAAACCGGAGCAAAUGCAAAUGCACAUGGCUCUUCAAGUUCAAAUUUUAGAUGAAGUCAUAAAACUAAGAACCGAUAUGGCUCUUUGCAUAAAGCAAUUAUCAGACUUGGGUAAACGAAUAGAAAAAAUUGAACAAAGCCAAGGGACAUCUCAUGAUAAUGAAUAUAAUCCUCAAGCUUUGGGAUUACCAAUUGAAACCAUAGCAGCCUAUCAAGCACUUGAGAGUGACGAGACUCGUCUAGAACAAUUGAAACAUUUUUUGGUCAGUGUUGGUGGAUUCACAUUGAGAGGAACAGUAAAGGAUUUUGUUAGAAUGACAUUUAGCGAUGCAUUUGUUGCCAUGAAUCUAACAUGGUGUCUUGGCACCUCGAAAAUUCACUUCAGAGAUUCUCAAAUAUCGAAGACAUUUUUUGCCGCUUGUAGAAGAAUACAAAGGUUGAAGCAACCAUCAAGGGCUUUAUAUGAGGAAGCUGCAAAAGUAGCAUUAAAAAAUGCAACUCAACGACAUUAUAUUGAAGUUACUGGAAGGAAUAAUAGUGCAUUUUCCGAAAAGAAGAAAGAAAAACUUGUCAUGGAGGGUAGUCCAUCUGAAUAGAAAAUUUUGUUUUCGAAAAUUUUAAUAGAUAACAUUAUUCUAGGUAUUUAGGACCUAGAGAGAAAGAAUUUUUUCAAAAAUCUUUUAGAUGAAACUAUAUUAAAAUCGAAUUUAAUUAUAAUCGAUUUUUGAAAUCUUAAUAUUAAGAUUCGAUUAAUUAGUCACUUACUUUUAUCUGUCAUCGAAAUCAUACAAACAUACACAAACUAAUAAAAUAAAUCUAUCAACGAAUUAAUCAACCAAUUUUUAGACAAAUGUAAAUAAAAAAAAUUCUUUAAAAUUAAUAUUGUAUAUUGCAUAAUACAAUGUAAAUAUCGUUUGCUU